CUAACCCUCAACAUGGGCAUUACUAAAAAAAAUGAAUCGCGGUUGUAUUGGUCCACAGACCCGAUUCAUCAUAUGCCCCUGUUCUCUUCUGCCAUGGCUAGGUAUAGAUAUGAGAAUAUAAUACGUUUUAUUCAUUUCAAUGACAAUACACUCUAUGACUCUGAAUUUAACUGACUCCACAAAAUUCGGCCCCUUGUAAAUCACCUUAACCAAAAAUUUGCAGAUGUCUAUACUCCCCAGCAAAAACAUCUUGCAUUCUGGCCGCCUUUCAUUCAAACAAUUUCUCCCCAGCAAGCAUGCCA
This is a messenger RNA of Staurois parvus, 302 nucleotides long. The record is from the annotation of a GenBank genome assembly. Lineage: Eukaryota; Metazoa; Chordata; Amphibia; Anura; Ranidae.